Truncatella angustata is the source of this 2034-nucleotide messenger RNA. RefSeq lists its product as uncharacterized. The transcript has 2 exons. NCBI's taxonomy places the organism in Eukaryota, Fungi, Ascomycota, Sordariomycetes, Amphisphaeriales, Sporocadaceae. Gene Ontology annotation, molecular function: protein binding. The coding region runs from base 1 to 2034 and encodes 677 amino acids. The record is from RefSeq and is a predicted model, not a curated record.
AUGACGCUCUGCGCUUCUGUUUGCCGACUUACUCGAAGAUUAAUGUUGCCAAGAAAGCAUUCUGUUUUGCUGUCCUCGUUGAAUUCGAAAAGUUGCAUCCUCCGGUCUUACUCAUUGCACGCGUCCGCCCACGAGCUGGAGCAAGAUGUGGCAGAGUAUUUCACAGCCUACAAGGAUCACCUUGCAAAAGCUCAUAGACACCGGCAACUAGCCCAGUGGGAAGAGGUUCUCAGAGAGCUGGAGCACGCGGAAAAAUAUUGUCUUACUGAAGCCUUUCCUGGGGCAGAUCGUUACAAACAGAAGGUUUUGGGGGAACUGGGGGCUGUGGAUCGCCGUUUGGGUAGAUUUCCUGCCGCGUUGCAGCGUCUUACAAGAGCCCUCACAAUCACUGAUACGGACGAGCUGCAACGACUUGAGAUAGUCGGCGAGUUGGCUGUAGUCUACCAACAUAUUGGCGACUAUGCGAGCGCUAAAGAAUCAUGUCUCAAGCAGUAUACUAAGGCUAAGGAGCUCGCCGUGCUGGAAUGGGCCAAAUUCGCUAGCACUUCCGAAUUUGUGGGCAGAGCCAAACACAGACGCCGUGCCUUCCAAGCUGAGGCCGAAGCCUGUCGCGCGAUAGGAAAUCUCGGUCGGACCAACCAUCGACUAUCACAAGAUCACAACGACGGAUAUCUAUUGAAAGAGGCUGUGUCUCAACUGAAAGAGCGCGUGCAGAGGGCACAGAAGCUGCAAAAGGAUCUGCAGAUGGAACAAACUUCUUCAACACUGAUGGAACUGAUCACGACAGCUAGAUGUUGGGAGUCGAUUGGCCACAAUCGCUUGGCACUUGUAUAUGCUGCCAAUGGGAAUCCAGGUGAGGCUGUGAAAUACGGUGAACUAUCGCAGCAUGUGACACAGGGUCUGGAUGAUCCAACCAUGAGAGCUCUAUCGCGAUUCUUUUACGCUUAUGCAUUGCUGCACAACAACGAGGUCGAGCAGGCAAGGGAGCUUUUCAGCUUUACUAGCGCUCGAGAUAUGUGUACAUGUGCGAUCGCACUGUGCAAGGAACCUUCAGCCGAGUUCUGCCAGUAUCUCCGAGUCAUAACCGAUUUGGAUGUCAGUCUGGACAACUAUGACGAGCAAGGCUAUAGUGCGCUAGAUUAUGCAGUAUAUAAUGGGUCUCGAGAGAUGAAAGAUAUAAUUUUAGGAAGCCUCGCAAGACAUCACGGCCCUAAGAAUUUCAAGCUGUUCAAGCAUGAGGCAAAACUCAAAAGACAUUAUCGGGAGGUCUUCCAGGGAUAUUUACGUCCGAUCCUUUUGCAUGGUGGAUUUGACUCUUUCCAAGCAAUGCGGCGUGGCUAUGCUGACUUACUCCACGUUGAUAAAGCGAAACGAGGCAGCUUUGACGAGCUUAGAAUGGUUCGUUAUUCCGACUUUGUCAAGCAUGGAAGACUUCCCUCGUUCAGAGAUGGUAUUACUCGCACAUUCUCGGAUGUUCGUGCGGAUGAGGAUGAUCGGACCUCCAAAGACUUUGUCAUCUUCUUUUCAUACCGAUGGCAAAAGAAGCAAAGAAACUCGACUACCAUCAAUCCAGAUGAUCUUGAGCACACUCAAUAUAGGAGGAUGUGUCAAGCUCUGGAAGAAUUUCUCAGUCUGGAGUUACCCCAAGGCAAUGUGAGCAAAGAAAACUUAUAUAUCUGGCUGGACCUUGCUUGCAUCGAUCAAAGUAAUAAGGACCCUGGUGUCAAUGCGCUUCCCAUAAUUGCCGCACAGUGCAACGCGAUGAUUAGUUUAGUGGAAGAUGGCUUCUUUGAGCGAGGUUGGUGCAAUGUCGAAGCGGCUCUGGUCCAGGCCUUGAUGCGCUCGUACGGUAAGCAUAGUUGGUAUGAGCAUCAUCUGCUGAACCCAGGAACAGAUCGCGUAGUGGGUGUGCUGAAGUCUAUCGACCGGGAAAUUGAACACGACACUUCCAAGUUGAAGGUCACAUUCGAGUCAGACAGGCCAAAGAUUGAAUUUCUUCUAAGGCAGAGCAGGCUCCUGGGACAUGUAGCUUGA